UAGUCACGUGGGUGUGUAGUGUGUCAUGGCGGCGUGCAGUGCAGGUUCACGUGGUCUGUUCGGUGAAGCAGUGCGGGCAGUGUUGGGGAGCUGGCCGGUGCUGCAGAUAGCUGUGGAAAAUGGAUUUGGAGGUGCCCACAGCCAGGAAAAAGCAGAGUGGAUGGUGGGAGCAGUGCAACAGUAUUUCCAGACUAAUUCUGACCUUGAGCAAUACGAGGUGGAGGAAACACUCUUGGGGAUGAUGAACGAUGAGUUUGACACACUUGUUGAAGAUGGGAGCCACUCUUUGAUUGCUCAGCAGCUCUGCGUGCUCUACUCACAGAGCCAGCGUGGGGAUACAGCGGUCGUGAGAGAAAAGAUCGCUCAGUUGAGUCAGAAAAAGUACAACGUCAAAGCCAACGUCCAGGAAGCAAAGGCUAGUGACGAAGAGGAUGAAAGUAGUGAAGAUGAAGCUGAGGACAUGGAUUGUGAGGCCACAGCGAGCAGCUCGUCUUCUGCACCCAGUGUUUCAGUGCCGGAGGUAACCAGGAAUGACCAAGAGGAGGAAGAGGAGGUAGAUGGGUGGACAGUUGUGCGACGGAAAAAAAAAUGAACCCUAUGGUUUUAACCGGGAGCUUCCUAGGAAUCGCAGCUAGAGGGUGCCCUUUUGCCCACCAUGGAACACAGGGACUAUUUAACUCUGUAGGAGAGUCUACGGGAAAUGCUUGGAACCCUGUAUAACCAACCGCCUUUUCACUUUAGCAACCUGGGACUCUUUGAAGAGCCUUUUGCAGACGUCAACAUUUUUGUGUGUGUGUUUUUCUGUUUUUAAUUGUGGUCAAGUGAUGUGCUCCAUCACCAGGUCACAUGUCUGAAUGUCUCGACCUUCUGGGCAGUGUGCAACGAUGCUGGGCAGUGUGACCUAUUCAGAUCUUUCUUUUCCUUAUUUUGCAUUUGGGGUGGCUAUGCAUUCGGUUGCUUUCGUACUUACAGAGAUGGGUUUUUCCACCCUGCUACACACUUCUCAUUAAUAUGAACUUCCUCUCUUAAAAUGUGUAUCCAAUGUGUAAACCUUUCUUUUUUUAAGAAUUUCACAAAACAUGAACAACUUCUAAAGUAAGUGAAUAUGCCCAUCAGAUAAUUCAUGUAAGAGAAUGUGUCAAACUGUUGUGUCCCCAGUUCCUGUCUGUGCCGGAGAUGCACCAAUAAUAAUGGUCUAUGUGUGAUGGGCUAAAUAUUGUAUUGUGAAAUUGGAUAAACUACAUUUUGAGGUCAGUGACAGGAAACACGAUGCAAAUCUUGUGUCGUGGUUUCAGGUUUCUGCACCGAGAGGAUGUCAUGUUACUGGAGGUUGAGGAGGAUGUUCUAAACUAAAGUGUUUUUUCAAAAGAAGAUACAUGCCAAUAUGGUGCUGACGUGCUUUGUACAGUUUGGUAAAAUAAACAGUAUGGCUGACGUUUUA
Pelobates fuscus (common spadefoot toad) is the source of this 1441-nucleotide messenger RNA. RefSeq names its product TSR2 ribosome maturation factor (gene TSR2). The record is from RefSeq and is a predicted model, not a curated record. Gene Ontology annotation, biological process: maturation of SSU-rRNA from tricistronic rRNA transcript (SSU-rRNA, 5.8S rRNA, LSU-rRNA). Bases 26 to 592 code for a protein of 188 amino acids. The transcript has 5 exons. Gene Ontology annotation, cellular component: nucleus. Lineage: Eukaryota; Metazoa; Chordata; Amphibia; Anura; Pelobatidae.